AUGGGGAAGCAGGGCAGCUCGUCGUACCCGGCGCGCUCUUCGGGGUGGCGCAGCAGCAACCACCAAUGGCAGCAGUGGCAGGGCCGGGGGUACGGCCACUGGCGCUCCGACGCCGGCGGCGGCAGCCGGCAAUAUGGCAGCGCCGAGGUGCUCGAGUGGCGCCUGCAGCAGGUGGAAGAGCAGAUGGCCGACUCUGGCAGGAGCCGGCGCCGGAGCCGGGAUCGCAAGCACCGGCGGCGGUCGCCCUCUUCCUCCACAAACUCUUCUUCCUCCUCGUCCUCGGAUUCGGAGCGGCGCCGGGGCCGCAAGGACAAGAAGAGCAAGAAGGGCAAGAAAUAA
Molecule: messenger RNA, 339 nt
Organism: Prorocentrum cordatum
Lineage: Eukaryota; Dinophyceae; Prorocentrales; Prorocentraceae
Source: the annotation of a GenBank genome assembly